AUGGCAAUCUCACAGCAAGGACCCCUCCCCAUCAUCAUCGUGGGCGCGGGUGUCAGCGGCCUGCUGCUUGCGCAGUAUCUCCGCAAGAACAACAUCCCCUACCGUAUCUACGAGCGCGACACGGACCUCACAACCCGCGGCGUCGGUUGGGGCCUGACGCUGCACUGGUCUCUCCCUGCACUACGAUCCUUGCUGCCAGAUGAUCUUGUUGCGCGGCUGCCCGAGGCCUACGUCGACCAGGCUGCAGUCGCUAGGGGUGAGGCAUCUGCGUUUCCCUUCUUCGAUUUGAGCACCGCCGAGCUGAAAGGCGCCAGCCCCCGUGCCCCGGAGAGUCUGAGGAUUAGAGUUACGAGGGAGAGGCUGCGCCGUUUGGUGGCUACAGAUAUCGAUAUUCAGUGGGGGAACGGCUUCACGAAAUAUGAAGAAAAUGAAACCGGUGUCGCUGUCUACUUCGAAGACGGCAGCUCGGUGGCCGGUCGCGUGCUCAUUGCCUGCGACGGGGGCCCCUCCCGUGUCCGGCGCCAGCUCUUCCCGGAACAACAUGAGAGAUACCGAAUUCCGGUCCGGGUGCUUGGUCUCAAGUUGCAAUUGACUCCCGAAGAGAUGGAGCCGAUUCGGAAGCUGGACCCCUUUUUCCUGCAAGGUGCAUCUUCUCGGAAUGAUACGUUUCUCUAUCUCAGCAUGCUUGACGCUCCUGGAAACAACGACGACAGCACGGGCAAGUACAGCUGUCAACUGUGCGUCUCAUGGCCGGAUCGCCCGGGCUUCCUGGGUAAGCCGGAGCCGGUCAGCUAUCCGCAGACGGACGCCGGCAAGGUCGAGCUCAUCAGGUCUUUUGCCGAAGGGUGGUCGGAGCCGUUUCGCUCCCUUGCACUCGGCAUUCCCACUGACACUGACGUGAAACACCUCGAUCUCUACGACUACCCUCCGCCAAAGGGGUUGAGGUCCAAAGGGAGGGUUGUGUUGAUGGGCGAUGCCUUUCAUGCGAUGGCGAUGUACAGAGGCGAGGGUGCCAACCACGCCAUCCUCGACGUUCUCGACUUCGCAGAGACCGUUGGGUCGAAGUUGAGCGGCAGUAACAACAGCUUCGCGGACCUCCGAGCCGUUCUGGACAUUUACGAAGAUGCCGUGGUCUCCAGAGCCCGACCCGGCGUAUUGGCGUCGCGGCGGGCCUGCAUGGAUGCGCACGACUGGCCCAAGAUUAGCCCUACGAGUCCGCUCCUCAGCAAGCGGGAGAUGAAGCUUCAGUUUGAUGAAGAGUAA
This is a messenger RNA of Colletotrichum tamarilloi, 1263 nucleotides long. RefSeq names its product FAD binding domain-containing protein. Lineage: Eukaryota; Fungi; Ascomycota; Sordariomycetes; Glomerellales; Glomerellaceae. The record is from RefSeq and is a predicted model, not a curated record. Bases 1 to 1263 code for a protein of 420 amino acids. Gene Ontology annotation, molecular function: FAD binding. The transcript is spliced from 4 exons.